AUGAGUGCGCUCUUACUCCUCGCUCUAUUCGCCCUAGCGGCUUAUAAAUUUUUCUCACGCAAAACGAUUGCGUGGAAAAAGACUAGUAAAUACGGGGAUACUAAAAUGGCGGAAUUAAAACAGGCGCCGGGGCCGAUAGCUUUGCCUAUAAUAGGUAGCCUGCACCUUUUGGGCAAGCGUGAGUCCCCGUUCCAAGCGUUCACUGAUCUGGCUAAGAGCUACGGGGAUAUAUUCAGUAUAACGUUAGGUAGUACCCAGUGCUUAGUUGUGAACAAUCUUGAGUUGAUAAGAGAGGUCCUGAAUCAAAACGGAAAAUUUUUCGGCGGUCGACCUGACUUCCUGAGAUUCCACAAGCUUUUCGCCGGCGACAGAAAUAAUUCAUUAGCACUCUGCGAUUGGUCGAAUCUGCAGCUGCGUCGUCGUAACUUAGCACGUCGCCAUUGCGGCCCCAAGCAGCACACCGACAACUUCUCCCGCAUCGGAUCUGUGGCCACAUUCGAAUCUAUAGAAUUGAUCCAAACGCUCAAGCACAUUACGAGAACCACGGACGCGAGCAUUAACCUGAAACCACUCCUCAUGAUGACAGCUAUGAACAUGUUUAGCAACUACAUGUGCAACGUCCGUUUUGACACCGAAAACGACCAGGAAUUCAAGAAAAUCGUGGACCAUUUCGACGAGAUAUUCUGGGAGAUCAAUCAGGGAUACGCGGUCGACUUUCUACCGUGGUUGGCGCCAUUCUACAAGAAACAUAUGGAGAAGCUGUCUAACUGGUCACAGGAAAUCCGUUCCUUCAUUUUAUCAAGAAUUGUUGAACAGAGGGAGACAAAUUUAGAUACAGAAGGCCCCGAGAAAGACUUCUUGGAUGGUCUACUAAGAGUGCUACAUGACGAUCCAACUGUUGAUAGAAACACAAUUAUUUUCAUGUUAGAAGAUUUCUUAGGCGGUCACUCUUCAAUUGGUAACUUAGUUAUGUUGUGUCUUGCAGCUGUAGCUAGAGACGCUGAUGUCGGAAAGAAGAUUAAAGCUGAAAUUGAUGGCUUAACUAAAGGAAAACGAGCAGUCUCACUAACAGACAGGAGCUGUCUACCUUACACUGAGGCCACUGUCCUAGAAUGUUUACGGUAUGCCUCGUCUCCUAUCGUACCGCAUGUUGCAACCGAGAAUGCCGCUGUAGCCGGAUACGGCGUUGAAAAAGGAACGAUAGUCUUCAUAAAUAAUUACGAAUUGAACAAAUCUGACAAAUAUUGGGAUCAGCCAGACAAAUUUGAUCCAAGCCGCUUUUUGGAGCGAAGCAAAAUCCGCGUGAGGCGAAACUCCCAAUGCGACUCAGGUAUGGAAUCAGACAGCGAGCGAUCUGGCCCAUUAAAUAAAGCUUUAGAAACAGAGAAGGAAGUUGUUACAGUCAAAAAGAACAUCCCGCAUUUCCUGCCAUUCAGUAUUGGAAAGCGAACGUGUAUAGGUCAAACUUUGGUGACGACAAUGAGCUUCGUGAUGUUUGCGAAUAUCAUCCAAGAGUUCGAUAUAGCAGCUGAAAAUUUGGAGGAUCUGAGACAAAAACCGGCAUGCGUCGCGCUUCCAAAGGACACAUUUAACCUAUACCUCUUACCGAGAAAGCAUUAG
This is a messenger RNA of Parnassius mnemosyne (clouded apollo), 1620 nucleotides long. The record is from the annotation of a GenBank genome assembly. Lineage: Eukaryota; Metazoa; Arthropoda; Insecta; Lepidoptera; Papilionidae.